This is a messenger RNA of Perkinsus marinus ATCC 50983, 555 nucleotides long. RefSeq lists its product as hypothetical. The annotation marks the transcript as partial. The transcript has 3 exons. The record is from RefSeq and is a predicted model, not a curated record. NCBI's taxonomy places the organism in Eukaryota, Perkinsozoa, Perkinsida, Perkinsidae.
AUGCCUGGCAGUAGUAGUGAGGAUACUUCUCAAGAAGGAGUAGAUGAUGUAAUGGCAGAUUCGGGAGAGGGGGAGAACCGGGAAGUGGCCCCGACACCCCCGAGGGAUAUAGGAGAUCUCAGCAAGGAAGAAUUGGAGAUGCGUGUUGGUAACAGCACGGACUUUAUGUAUUUGUGUAUGUUCAUAUCGGAAUUUGGCAGAGGACUGAAGUUGCCUUUGUCGCAGUGGAGCUUCAUGGGGUUCUUCAAAGACCUCUACAACUCGCAAAUUAUAGAAGGCUUUGUUAAGGACAUUCUACUAAAGUGUUUGCAUCCUCUAGGCAAACCAGUUAUAUAUCCAGCGGCUACUACUACGGACGUGGAGGUAUCUACUCGGAUUGAACGAAUGAUCGGAAAGCUCUUCCUCGAGAACGGUUUUGAAUCUGAAGUCUUAGCGGGAAUACGACCGGUCGCUGGUGUGGAGUUUCCUACGGAUGAAGAAGGGCGCCUGGUGGUUGACGAUCCUCAGCAGCUUGUGAUGUGGUCACAGAGGAACAUAUUGGAACGAAUGAGGAUA